AUGAAUUCUGAGUACGCUGUAUGGGUCUUACAUGGAGAGAAUUGGAGUGCAACUUUAGAAAAUGAUGGUGAUGAUGGUGUGGAAAUACCUGAGACGUAUGAAAUUUUUAGGGAUGCAUAUAAUUUUGAUGGUGAAGACAAUGCUUAUACAGAGCCUACCAGUGGAAAUAGAGAGGAUGGGUGCAAACAGGCAUUGGAAUACGCUGAAACUCCAUUAUAUCCUAGUUGCUCGACUUUUACAAUUAUGUCGGCAAUAGUUACUUUAUAUAAGCAUAAAGCUGCUCAUAACCUAUCCGACAUUGGAUAUGAUGAGCUUCUUGACAUUAUUCGUGUCACGAUUCCAUCGGAUAACAGUCUUCCUAAGGGAAUUUAUGAAACAAAGAAGCUAUUGAAGAAAUUUGAUUUAGGGUAUGAAAAAAUACAUGCGUGCGCCAAUGAUUGCUGCUUGUUUAGAAAAGAAAACAAGGAUCUGAAAGCAUGCCCUAAAUGUGGUACUUCACGGUGGAAAACAAAUGCGCAGUCUAAUGUGGUUAGAGAAGGGGUUCCGGCUAAAGUGUUGUGGUACUUUCCAAUAGUACCAAGAUUUAGGCGGUUUUUUCGAUCAAAAGAAAAGGCGGAGCAAAUAUUGUGGCAUUCGACUCACAAAAGUGAAGAUAAGAAGAUGCGACAUCCAGUUGAUUCACUUGCAUGGGAUAUGAUAAAUAAAAAGUGGCCGUGUUUUGCAACAGAUCCUCGAAAUUUGAGACUUGGGCUGGCAGCCGAUGGGUUUAAUCCAUUCGGUGACCUUAGCAGUAAACAUAGUUGUUGGCCAGUGAAUUUAGUUGUAUACAAUUUUAACCCUUUACAAUGCAUGUCUAAAGAGAAUAUGAUGUUGACAUUGUUGAUCUCAGGACCAAAGCAACCAGGGAAUGACAUUGAUGUGUUUUUGGAGCCACUCAUUGAAGAUUUAAAGGAGUUGUGGGAAAAAGGUGUUGAGAUCUAUGACUCAUUAACUAAAUCCAUGUUUAAUUUGAAAGUGGUUUUGAUGUGGACAAUUAAUGAUUUACCAUCCUAUUCAAAUCUUACUGGCCAAGCAACAAAGGGUAAGUGUGGUUGUCCAGUGUGUGCUAAUGACACAUCUUCUCAGCAGUUGCCAUGUAGUCAGAAGACUGUGUACAGGGAUUACAGGCGAUUUCUUCUAUACAAUCAUCCAUUAAGAAAGAAGAGAGCAUGGUUUGAUGGAAAAGAAGAAUUCAGGCUGCCACCUAGAAUAUUAUCUGGUUUAGAAAUUUUUGAUCGUGUAAAGAAUUUUAAAAAUAAUUGGGGAAAGAGUCCUAAAUCCCAAGAAAAAUCUUCCAAUAAGCGGAAGAGGUCCCAAAGAAAACCUCCCCAAGAGAAAGAGAAAUCCCAAGAAGGAAAAGACCCAUUUUGGCCAUGGAAGAAAAAAUCUAUAUUUUUUGAGUUGCCAUACUGGGAGGUAUUACCCAUCCGUCACAAUUUGGAUGUAAUGCACAUUGAAAAAAAUGUUUGUGAGAGUAUUCUCGGCACUUUAUUAAAUAUUAAGGGAAAAUCAAAGGAUGGACUUAAGGCUCGUAUGGAUUUGAUAGAAAUGGGCAUCAGGAGCGAUUUGCACCCAAAGGAGAAAGAGAAUAAAUAUCAAUUUCAAGAGUCGACGUGUGGAUUGCAGGGCAUACUAGAAAGGAUGAAACAUAUAUAA
Messenger RNA from Cornus florida, 1695 nucleotides. RefSeq lists its product as uncharacterized. The coding region runs from base 1 to 1695 and encodes 564 amino acids. Lineage: Eukaryota; Viridiplantae; Streptophyta; Magnoliopsida; Cornales; Cornaceae. The record is from RefSeq and is a predicted model, not a curated record. The transcript is spliced from 2 exons.